UCGAUGCAUGUGACCAAAGAUAUUUUAAAUGUAUUGAAUCUGUAUUACAUUUUUGAAUAGGUGCAGUACAUACUUUCUUAGUUUUAAAUUACUUAAGAUAUUACAAGUACUUUGCAAUUAUUUGCCCAUAUUUUUGAAUUGACAUAUAAUUAAAUUCCCUUUAAUUUAUUAAACAACUAAAACUGGUUGGAAUUGAAAAUAGUAUAGCAAGGUAUUGUUUAGUUGUUUGCUAUACCUAACCAAAGUCUUCAUCAGGUUAAUAACUCUAGUUUCCAUCCCUUCAGUUUUACAUCUAGAACGCUGCCCUCUAGUGCGUAAGCUUAUUUAAAUAAAUAUAUUUUCGAAAUACCUUGUAAAUUUCAUAUUAUCACAUCUAGUAUAUGUUUUCCUUUUUUUCCCCUUAAAAUGCCCGUGCAAGGCAUUAAUUAACUUCAGAAGAGGAAAAAAUUGAACAAGAUAAAUAAUGUCAGCGCUAUUGAUCGUUCUCUUUCUUGGUUUAAUCAAUAUCAUGUCCGGUAGCGUGAUACAUACUGAAGCUUUUGCGAUAAAUUCCCUUUAUUAGUUUGCCAAAGCCACCCCAGAUGACUGAAGAGGCCCUUACCGGCGAGGAUGCAAUAAACAGGAGAAGAUCCGCAGGGGGUAAGGAUGUGUGAAGAAUCAGCAUGUUUGGUACCUCCGUUGGAGCCAACACAGAAUGGGCCAACCGAACCUCGACUAUCGUCGAGCAGUGGAGGCGUUUCGCACAAUGGCGAAGCUUUGGUGGGCUUCCACGAAGACGCUUUGUCGCAAGCGGCGAUGGGCAAAGCACAACUACUGCUCGCGGUCGUCCUGGGAUUGGGACUUGCAGCAGAUUGUUCGGAACUGACUAUUCUGGGAUAUAUUAUGCCUGCGGCUGAACUACACUUGUGCAUCGGGGAGCACCGGAAAGGAUGGCUAGUUUCAAUAACUCUGCUGGCUAUGGCUGGAGGAUCGUUGGCCUGGGGCAUUCUGGGAGAUCACUUAGGGCGGAGAAGAGCGUUGAUCAGCGCCCUCUCAGUGGCGGCUCUGUUUUCGGCAGUGGCGUCAGUGAUGCCCACUUAUGGCACAUUUAUGACAGCAAGGUUUUGUUCUGGUCUUGGAGUAGCUGGGGCUUUCCCACUAACCUUCAGCUACCUCACAGAAACCUGUUCCAGAUCGACCCGUACCAGAUACGCCGGCAUCCUCCAUUCAAUAUGGCCCUUAGGGGCCGUCUUUACGUCAAUCAUAUCACACCUGACUAUGCCCACGCUUGGGGCAGAAAUAGUACAAGACAAUCGGGAACAUUGGAGCUCUUGGCACAGGUUCCUUAUUCUUAGCAUACUUCCUACUUUAGCUUGUAUAAUAGGACUGAUAUGGGCAUCGGAAUCGCCGAGAUACCUCCUGGAGGCUUCUAGGGAGGUGGAGGCGUUGGCCGUGUACCAGAGGCUGCACAGGUUGAAUAAGGCCCGAACGCAAUACGGUCUUACGGAAUUGGAGUUGCCGGGAAGGAACGCUUAUCGCGAUAGGCCUUUGAGCCCAUCCAGGAAUAUUUUCAGUCACGGAAUUGGUUCGUUUCGUGAGGCAUUUCAACGGGUAUCCUCCCCAACGCAUUUCCGCACAACUCUUCUCUUAGCCACUCUGCACCUGCUGUUGGGAUUCCUGUACAUGGGUGUGUCCACGUUCUCAACUACCAUCAUUAAGGACCUCAGAGAACAAGAGUAUUACCUACACCGGCAAUACAUCAACAACGUAGACUAUUACGGUGUUACAAUCAACAAAACAAUAGAGAACGUUCAGUACCAGAACACAGUUUUCAGGAACGUCACCUUCACACAUAUCAACCUUAACCACGUCGACUUCCUGAACUGCACCAUCGAGGAAUCAGAAUUCAUCAGCGUCAAAGCUUCCGUCUCCUACUUUAAAAGUUCUAUAAUAAAGGAUUGCAGAUUUAUCGAUACUGACCUAACAGAUCACCACUAUAUCAACUGCACUUUGAUAAACAACACAUAUCUCUCACUAAUAUCAGACUGCACCGUAGACUUUGAUUACAAUAUAUACUUGGAGGACUUGUACGACGAGACUCUGGCUUGGUCCGGAUUCAUGUUUCCCGCUCUCUUCUUCAUGGGAUUCAUUCUGGAAACCACCACCAGACCGCCAGUUAUAAUCGUCACUUUAGUUUUAGCGGCGAUUACUGGCGCUGGUAUAUUUUUCGCUUCCACGUCGUUCAUCGUAACUACGGUUGAACUAGUAAUAAAGAUAUUGCUGAUGUGCGCAGUCAACGCCAUAACUUUGGUGGUGGUCGAAGGGUACCCUUGUCAUCUAAGGUGUACUGCGCACGGUAUGAUGCGUAGCCUGUUCCAUUUAGCGUCCCUCUGUGCCAUACCGAUCUACAGUGCGUUAGUGCACACCAUGUUAUUGUUUCCCGCUGUGAUUACCGUAUCCUUGACGAUUGUGGCUGCUUUGUUAUCAACAAGGAUUCAAGAUAACAGUAAAGUCCUUUUGUAAACGUUUUAUUUUCCAAUUAUUUAUUUGAACUUUGGUAGAGAAUAUCUGUGAUAUUAUUUUUAUGAGCAUAUUAUUUUUUACAUAUCUUUUGGACGGUAGUAAAUUUAACUUGAAUCAUAGCAAGCCGUCGCAUAUCAGUUCGAUAGGUGCUUCGUAACGAGGAAAAAUAAUACAAUUUGAAGUAAAUUUAGAUUGGUUAGUGAUCAAAUGUACCCUUGAAUAACUUGUACUACUUGUACCUACCUACAAAGUGUUUGUAU
Molecule: messenger RNA, 2762 nt
Organism: Anoplophora glabripennis (Asian longhorned beetle)
Lineage: Eukaryota; Metazoa; Arthropoda; Insecta; Coleoptera; Cerambycidae
Product: synaptic vesicle glycoprotein 2B-like
Exons: 9
Coding region: 646-2502 (618 amino acids)
Biological process (GO): transmembrane transport
Molecular function (GO): transmembrane transporter activity
Source: RefSeq, a predicted model, not a curated record